This is a messenger RNA of Meloidogyne enterolobii, 717 nucleotides long. The record is from the annotation of a GenBank genome assembly. Lineage: Eukaryota; Metazoa; Nematoda; Chromadorea; Rhabditida; Meloidogynidae.
AUGGUUGAAGUAAAGAAUACGAACAAAAUUAAAGGCGGCACAGAAUGGUUAUUAGCAAAAAUUGUAAAAAUCAAAAAUGGAGGUUAUGAAGCUCAAGUAAUAAAUAGUCCACUUUCUGGCGCAAAGUUUUUUCGGUGUUCAAAGGAUAUACGAAAAUAUAGUGCUAAUGACAACUUCCAGAUUAACGAAAUUGUUGAAGUAAAAAAUCGUAAUGAAUGGAUUUUAGGAAAAAUAAUAGGAAAAGAAGAGGGAAAGUAUGUAAUUAGUGUUGUAAGUGGACACGCUUAUGACAAAAUUUUUAGACGUUAUUCGGAUGAUUUAAGAAAGUAUGAUUUAGAAGAAGCAUUGAAACAUUAUGAAAUUGGUGAAAUUGUUGAGAUAAAAAGCUUUGACCAACAAACAAAAGAAACUAAUUGGAUUAAAGCAAAAAUAUUAGAAAUUAAUCAGGGAAAUAAUUGUAGUGUAGAAGUUGUGGAUAAAUGUAAAUUAAUUGGUGGUAUAAUUAAAAGAAAUAUUUAUAGUAUGAGGAAAUUUAAAAUUGAAAAUUUUCAAGUCGGUGAACAAGUUGAAGUAUGCAUUUAUCAUAAAAUUGAAGACAAAACUGAAUGGGUAAAGGCUAAAAUAUUAGGAAAACGAAAUGGAAUGUAUAUUUUGGGGAUGGGAACAAAUAUACUGGAAGAAUAUCCAUGUAAUAUAAGAAAAAUUAAAUCUGGAUAA